GGAGUCUCAGUGGACCACGUGCGUCCUGUGUGUGGCUGGGGCAGAAGCGCGCAUGUGGUCUGGAGGCAGCCCAGCGGGUCAAAUGUCAGCUUCAGUUUUCUCACACUGGCCUAGUCCUUCCCUCACUCCCCUCCCCUCCUCCCGGGCAACCCCGCUUCAUGUGCUUGUCCCUAGUUUGUGUCUCGGUUUCCCCACUAUGAACUUUGCGUUACUCCGACUCCGCCCUUCAGCUUCCCGAGGGAUUCUGGGAAGGCAGCUGCAGGCCCGUCCAAGGAAGCUUCCGGGAAGCCUGGACUCCGGGGGGGCCGCGUUGCCUCUUGGGAAGUUAAGUCCCGCGUUGUCCCGCGUUAUGCCGCGGUUCUUCCGGGAAGGACCGUGCCCCCGCACACCUCCGCCUGACCUCCAUGGCCUUUUGGGCCCGCCGCGGGCGGUUCUGGGAAAGCGAGUCUCACUGUAGGCUAAGGGACUUCUGGGAAAGCGCCCCGCAGGGGUUUCUGGGAAAGCGUACCGAACGAGGCCGUUAGGACUUCCGGCCUCAGUCCUGGCGCGGGGACCUCUGGGAAGGCGAGUCCCGGAGGGGGCGGUGAGGUGGGGGCGGGGGCAGGACUUGUUGCCAGGCGACCCGGCAAGAGGGAGGGGCCCGGCCGGUCCCGGGCUCCGCCUGGGCCUCAGUUUCCCCAUUGGCGGCUUGGGGCGGGGCGGGCCAGGGCGGGAUCUCUAAGCGUCUGUCGUCCGCGUCCCCGCGCUUGACUCAGCUCCUCGGCCGGUGCGCUUGCUCCCGGCCCCUGCCUCUGCCCUCCGGUGUCUGGCUCUGAGCCUGCUAUCUCUCGGUCUCUGACCCCGCCCCCAUCUUAGCACCCCCCGAGCUCCGAGCGCACCGGGAUGUCGGGGAGCCCUGGGCCGCCGGGCGCCCCGGCGGAGGGGGGAGCGGAGCCCCCGGUGGAGGUGUACCACGAGCGGCAGCGGCUGGAGCUGUGCGCUGUGCACGCGCUCAACAAUGUCCUCCAGCAGCGACUCUUCAACCAGGAGGUGGCAGAUGACAUCUGCAAAAGGCUGGCGCCCGAUUCCCGCCUGAACCCCCAUCGGAGCCUCCUGGGCACCGGCAACUACGACGUGAACGUGAUCAUGGCGGCCCUCCAGGGCCUGGGACUGGCGGCCGUGUGGUGGGACCGACGGAGGCCCCUGAGCCAGCUGGCCCUGUCCCAGGUCCUGGGCUUCAUCCUCAACCUGCCCUCGCCCAUCUCCCUGGGCCUGCUGUCCCUCCCACUGCAGCGGAGGCACUGGGUGGCCCUGCGCCAGGUGGGCGGCGUCUACUACAACCUGGACUCCAAGCUCCGGGAGCCGGUGGCGCUGGGGGGAGAGGACGAGCUCAGGGACUUCCUCUCUGCUGCCAUGGCCCAGGGCCCGUGUGAGGUGCUCCUGGUGGUGACCAAAGACAUUGAAGAAUCGGGAGGCUGGCUGCAGGCGGCCUGAGGGCCCCCCAGCCCGGCUGGCAGCCUGUGACUACCUCUCCGGGCCACACAGCAGUGGCUCUGCCCGGGGCUGGCCCUGGGGCGCUCUGCGGCUUUGAUCCACUUCAGCCUUACCUGCCUCGGGUGCUCCAGCCAGAUUAGGGCCUCCUCCUGCCCCUCCUCCGGCUCCCUCUGCCCACCGGCAGCAGGCGGGCUGCCCGGGGCUCCCGGGGCCCUGCUGGACUUCUCCUCUUGGAGACCGACUUUUCCCAUCUGUAAAAUGGGGCCAAGCGGGGGAGGCAGCCGGGCUGCUGCGUGAAGCGCAUUAAAAAGCUCUCGAGUGCACUCUCAGGGCGUCCUUGCGGCGGGAGGACCCCCGGGCUGGAACAGGGGGGGGCGGGGCGGGGCCCCACGGAAGGCACGUCCCUGCCGUCUCCGGGCCGCUCAGCUGGCGCCAGCUCAGGCCUUUCUAUUCUGGGGCCUCGGGAAGAAGCCAAAAAUGGCCCGGCGACAGGUGGGAGGGCGGCGCCGGCCCAGCUGUCUGGAGGGGCUGCUGACAGCUGACCAGCCCGAUUUAGCCUCGGCGGAGCCUCGGGGUCUGGGCCCGCGAUAAGGGCGGGGGCGGGGGCGGCCCUCAUUGGCAGGGGCGCAGGCCGCGGGCCCUUAUAACGGGCCAGCCGGGAGCCUGCGCGGCGGAAGGAGAGCGAGCAGGUGAGGCGGCGCGGGCGGGCGCGGGCGGGCUGGGGGCCCCGACUCUGCUUGGGCACUCUCCCCUCUCCCUCCUCUGCCUUCUCCCCUGUCUGCGCUCUCACUCCUCCUUGCCCGCCGCGCCGGCCUCUGUCCCCCCUCCUGCCGAAUAAAGGUGUUUCUGUCCGGCC
Messenger RNA from Monodelphis domestica (gray short-tailed opossum), 2329 nucleotides. RefSeq names its product Josephin domain containing 2 (gene JOSD2). NCBI's taxonomy places the organism in Eukaryota, Metazoa, Chordata, Mammalia, Didelphimorphia, Didelphidae. Gene Ontology annotation, biological process: protein deubiquitination. Gene Ontology annotation, molecular function: cysteine-type deubiquitinase activity. The record is from RefSeq and is a predicted model, not a curated record.